Messenger RNA from Alternaria rosae, 1478 nucleotides. RefSeq lists its product as uncharacterized. The coding region runs from base 263 to 1282 and encodes 339 amino acids. Gene Ontology annotation, molecular function: dioxygenase activity. NCBI's taxonomy places the organism in Eukaryota, Fungi, Ascomycota, Dothideomycetes, Pleosporales, Pleosporaceae. The record is from RefSeq and is a predicted model, not a curated record. The transcript is spliced from 2 exons.
AUGUAUCGAGAAACGCCUCACAUUCUAGCCGCAUUGUGCUGACGCACGCUGAUCCGUUCAUUGCAUCUCGCAACCACUGAACGUACCCCGCAUUGCCGAUUACCUGACCCCGCCGCUGUACUACGGCGUGCUUGCCGUCCCUACCUAUCUACCCAAAGCAGAAGCAACCCGCGAGUCAGCACCUGCCUGUUCGUCUUUUCGUUCCUGCGUGACAACUAGUUCUCACUUUGCCACCCUUGCGUUUCAGGAACUCCUACACAAGAUGAGCGGAAUACCCGUCGUCGACUUCGGCGCGUUCCUGCACGGUGAAGCGGAAGGCCGGGAGAAAAUCGCCAAGGAGAUCGACAAUGCUUUUCGCAGUGUGGGCUUUGUCUAUCUGAAAAAUCAUGGUGUGAGGAAGGAGCUGGUAGAGGAGUGUUUUAUUUGGUCGAGGAAGUUCUUCGAUCUACCGCUUGAGACCAAGAUGCUGGCUCCGCAUCCGCCGGGUGGCAGUCAUCAUCGUGGAUACUCCGCUCCGGGCGUGGAGAAGGUUAGUCAGGGCGUUUAUGAUAUUAACGAACUGAACAAGCUGAGGGAGACGCCUGAUUACAAAGAGUCGUUCGAGUCUGGCAACGUGAAAGAUGAGACUCAGCCAAACAUCUGGCUUCCAGAAGAUAAGCUUCCAGGGUUUCGUGGAUUCAUGGAAAAAUACUUCGUCGAGUGCGCCAGUCUAAUUCACAGCAUCCUCGACGCUCUCUCCCUCACCCUGAACGUCCCAACACCAGGUCUCUCUCCUACCCACUCGCAGUCGCUCUUCCAACUCCGGCUUCUGCACUAUCCUUCUAUCAACGCCGAACAGCUACGCAACAAUGAGCGUAGCAGGAUCAACGCGCAUUCCGACUUUGGCACGCUCACUUUGCUGUUCCAGGAUAACGUUGGGGGACUUGAAGUACAGGAACCUGCUAACCCAGGUACUUUCCGUGCUGCGGAGCCCAUCGAAGACACCGUGUUGGUCAAUAUCGGAGAUCUCAUGGCAAGAUGGAGUAACGAUCGCUGGACAAGUAGUGUGCAUCGUGUUGGGCUACCCCUGGCUCUUCAAAAGGUCACUGAAGAUGGCAAGCAGAACGACAGGGAGAUAUUAGUACCAGAUCGCUACUCAAUCCCCGUAUUCGCGACACCAAAUAUGGAUACAGUUAUUGAUGCAAUGCCGAGUUGUUGGGAUGAAGAGAAGCCGAAGAAGUACGAGCCUGUAACCGCAUGGGGGUACGUGCAGAUGCGGAUGGCUGCGUUGUAUGAGUCGUGAAGGACGUUGGAUGAUCGCUUCCUUUUGUGGGAGAUAUGCGUCUUGGUAAACCCUUCUCCAAAGCGACCUGUCGCAUGGUGACACGCCGCAUGCGGGCCCUUUCACGCGAAUGUCAUACAGAAUCAGGCAGCAGAGCCGAGUUUCUCACAUCUACAAUGUUUACGGUUCUGACUAGGCGGCACAGUACGACUACGUA